AUGUACAUCAAGAAUAUCCUCCUCGCCGUCGUGGCAGUAGCCAUGGUCUUCUCCUCGGUCAGUGCUGUAACUCUGCCGUCCGAUGUGAUGCUCUUUUCCCCCGGAGAAUCUGUGCAAAAGUUCCGGGAGCGGCUGAGCCAGGCUUUGGGUGCUGCACUGCCUUCCUCGGGAGUCGCGUUGCCGGCUGAUGCUGCCGAAGCGUUCAAGAAAACUUACUUCGGAACUGCACUUAGCGGGACGAGACCUCAGCAUGCUAUUACAGGUCAACACUGGAACGAUUGGUAUCAAGGUUACUUGGCUUCGCUACGCCCGAGAACGAGAUAA
Sporisorium graminicola is the source of this 324-nucleotide messenger RNA. RefSeq lists its product as uncharacterized. Lineage: Eukaryota; Fungi; Basidiomycota; Ustilaginomycetes; Ustilaginales; Ustilaginaceae. Bases 1 to 324 code for a protein of 107 amino acids. The transcript has 3 exons. The record is from RefSeq and is a predicted model, not a curated record.